Molecule: messenger RNA, 255 nt
Organism: Rotaria sp. Silwood2
Lineage: Eukaryota; Metazoa; Rotifera; Eurotatoria; Philodinida; Philodinidae
Source: the annotation of a GenBank genome assembly
AUGGAAUCUUUUAUUCAUGAUCUCGAUGAAGAAGUCGCAAAAAAGCAAGGGACUCAUACGAACGAUCAUCAAUCAAAGACAGAGAAGCCGCCCAAAAGUACUCUGAGCGGUGAUACAACCAAUGAUAAGGCUCAAACAGGUAUGACUGGACCUAGUUGGACAGGUGGCAUCGGUCAAGGAGAAAACAAAUGUCAUGGUGGUGGACCUGAUCAUCAUCCAGAUGAACUCGAUUGCGAACAUUGCCGCAAACAUUAA